AUGCCGAUUUUUGGUGACCACACGCUCACUGCAGUUACUAUCAAAAUCAAUCAAUUAGUAGAGCACAAAAAUGAUGAGGUUGAAGAUUCAAUGGAAUUGUACUUAUCAGACUUGCUUGGAUUGAUAAAUGUUCAGCGACAAACAGGAGCAACUGAAGCAACAAGAGCGAUCAGGAAGAAAAUCAAAUAUGGUGAUAGUGUACAGGAACAGAUACGAGCAUUACAACUUUUAGAGCUUUUGGUUCUCAAUUCAGGGACCAAAAUUGGACCCAUCAUUGCUCGCGACGAUAAAUUGUUGGAUGUCUUGAAAGGAAUUAUCAAUGGUCAUGGUAAAACGGGGUCGGGCACCAACUAUCACCCACGAGUUCAAAAGACAGUGAUCAACAUGGCAAUUGGGUGGAAAUCUGAACUUGAUGGUUUGGAGGGAUACAAGUAUAUGCAGGGAUUGUACAGAACGAUUCCUGGCAUGAAGAAACGCUCUAAAGCUGCUUCUCGACUGACUGGUGGUGGGACACCUAGACGUGGCAAUGAUGACGAUGACGAUGACGAUGUGUUUGACAAUGACUCCGAUCCAUAUGGCGACGACCAUGCUUACAAUGACGAACGUUCUGUUUCUGAUUCACCUCCACCAUCAAGUUCUAGGUCCCCUAAAGUUCCUCCACCAAGACCUACCACGGCUUCACCGUACUCAAUAAGUAAUAGAAAGUCGUCAAAUAAGAAAGAUAAAUCCCAAAAGAAAAAGAAAAAGAGGACAAAGAAUGGAAUCGUUUAUGCAGAUUCCGAAUAUGGUAUCCCACAGAUCAAUUACAAGUUGGAAGCACCAAAGAUUAGACAUGUGUUGACCGAGAGUAGUGAUUAUUCAAUCACUCUAAACAAUCAAUUGUUGCAACUCUCACCAGACUUAUUACCUCAAGAUGAUGAUGCGAUUAUGGAAAAUUUUCAGAAAUGUAAGAAAAUCAGGCGUAAGGUUUUGAAAUACUUGCAAUUUGUUGGUGCUGGUGACCCUCUGGAGAAGUCACUGGAAGUUGCCAAACAAGAUGAGGAAUUUUUGGGUAAAUUACUUUAUGCCAAUGAACAAUUAAUUGAAACUUUUAAAAAGUUUGAUAUCAAAGCAGGAUAUUCACAAGCUAAUCCACCUCCUGCAGAAGAAGAAGAAGAGGUGAGCGAGAGCGAUGAGAGUUACUACUCUACUGACGAUGAUGAAGAUGUCGAAGAAGAAGAAGAAGAGGAUCUACCAGGGGACGACCUGAUUGCAGCAAGGUUGCAAUCAGUGAUGUUGGAAAACAGGCGACAACCUCCUCCUAUCCCGCAAGUGUCGAAACCUUUGAGUAAGGGGGUGCCGCAACUGAGUAGUGAGCACGAAAGACCUGCUCUUGCAAAAAUGGAAACUAGCGAAUCGUUGGGAGAUCCAUUUGGCGAUAAACAUACAGUGGGUUGA
This is a messenger RNA of Lodderomyces parapsilosis, 1437 nucleotides long. RefSeq lists its product as uncharacterized. Gene Ontology annotation, biological process: actin cortical patch localization; actin filament organization; endocytosis. Lineage: Eukaryota; Fungi; Ascomycota; Pichiomycetes; Serinales; Debaryomycetaceae. Gene Ontology annotation, molecular function: phosphatidylinositol binding; ubiquitin binding. The record is from RefSeq and is a predicted model, not a curated record. The transcript has a single exon. Gene Ontology annotation, cellular component: actin cortical patch. Bases 1 to 1437 code for a protein of 478 amino acids.